CUCUUCAUGCGGCCUUCCCUCCUCCUCCAUCCCGUCUGACUUUUUGGAACUGGUCUCUUUUUUCCCCUCCUUCAGGCUGGUCCCUUUCCUUCUCUUGAGUGGCUGGUCCUAUUACUCCUUGUUUCUAUUCGUAGGUCCCGACUUCGCCUAGUGUCUGUUUCGUCUGGUCCGCCUUCUUCGUCCAAGAGCGGCAGUCCAUUACCAUCCAUCCUGUCUUUUCACUUACUCUUUUCACUUCUCCAUCCCAUCCGUACGAUCGCCAUCCUCCUCCUCCUCUUCUCCUCACUCUCCUCGCCAUCCCUCUUCGCCUCAAAUCAACUACCUCUUCACACCUUCCUUAUACGACAGGGACACAACAUCGACUCUUCUAUGGAUUAGAUGGUUAGGAAAGCGAAUUAAUAUCUGGCACCGCUGCGGCUCGACGCCUGCGCUCAUCUCUUCGACCAGUGCCAGUUGAAUAAUCGACGAGAUGGAUAGCUGGGGAUAUGGAGGCGACUUGUGGACGAGGGCCGACGAUGACAGCGUGACGGACGGUAAUGGCGUGGCGGAUUCAUUACGAGGGCCCUUCAAGGCUACCAACAACUCGACAUCAGCCAUCAUCAACCAGUUCCGCUUCCAAGCCGCCAAAUCGAUUCGAACCUCGACCAUCAUCCUCGCCGUCUUCAACGUUAUCGCCGCAUUUGCAACAGCAAUUGGUAUUUUUUGGGACGGUUAUGCGACGGCCAAGAGGAACAACCAAAAGUUCGGCUUCAGAACGCAUGGGUUCACCUUUGUAGGACCUGCCGAGUCGUUUCCUCUCGUCCUGUCUGUCGGUAUCGUCGUUCAAGGCAUCGUCUUUGCCAUUGCACAGUCGACUGGACUCGACCAUCUCUUGACCUUGGGUUGCACCAUCACCUCCCAAAUGAUGCUGCCUGCGGUCUUCAUUGUCCCGUACAUCCAACUCGUAUUCGCUCUCGAGGUGGCCAUCCGGUCUCUACGAAAGAACCCACUGCCGUCUCGUGGCAAGUGGAAUGUUACCAUUUGCCUCGCCAUCGUCGGCACUUUUCUUCUCAUUACUUACCUUGUCACCCUCUUCGUCCGCCCUCCCAACUUCUGCUUUGCCUCGCUUUUCUGGUUUGUCCAGCGCUGGAAGGAGGGCUGCUUUGUACUCCUCACUUUCAUCUCAGCGGCGUUGCUGGGCUCGGCUCUGAUCAUCUUCUUCCGUCUCCACAACAACAUCAGAAUUGAGAACAGCGAGCGUAUUGCCGCCUCUAGGAUGGUGUACUUCCUGGCAGUCGCCUUCAUCUCGACUACUCUUCUCAUCCCCUUCUUCUUCAACCUCUCUUUCACGGAACAGCGAGGUGCCACUGGCCAGGCCCUGACGCUCUCCAUGAUUGCCUCCGUCGUUGCCAACGUAUCUGGCCUAUUGACUGGCGGUCUGCAUCUAUUCUUGCGAUCAAAUACUUUGUCUACUAUCGGCCCCCGCCAAAGCGACAAGUGGGAGUCGGAGCGUAAUAAACUCAAGGCCGGCAUUCGUGUCUAUAAUGGCGACGAUGAUUACGAAAACCACAUGAUGAACCCUGUCGGCCGGGCUCGUUCGCUGCGACGCAUGGACAGCACCGACAGCCUCGUGCCUGAGAAGGAGGAGGAGGAGGAGGCACGCAUCGAGAGUCCCUCUGGGUCUCCCACCUAUGCCAACCCUCUCCGAUCCAACGCUGUGUGGCAGCCGGUUCGCUCACCUCUGAGGACGCCGGAGCCUGUUCAGGUAUCAACCUACCAGGUGCCCAAGGCUCAUGGCCGCAAGAGGUCCUACUCCUUGUUCCCAUCUGAACAACAAAACAACAACAACAACACCAAGUCAAUCACUCUGCUACCGGCGAAGACAUACGCCCCGGGAGCGAGAAUUCCCGACGAGGACGAGAUGAUGUUACUCAGACCUCCACCAUCCCUCCAUCCUCAGGGAAUCCGCCAUCGUCGCGAUUCAUCGCUCGCAUCUUCAGCGACCGUGCAGAUUGGCCUGCGGCUGUCGAACGUCGAUGACAUGCCUCCGCCCAACUCACAGUACUUCCAGAACAAUGCCAGCGUGAACAGCUUGAGCUACCCUGAUGAGCAGGACGACAUGCCUCCCAAGCGGCCCAGCCCCUUGGCGCAGGUAGACGUCCUGAGCGACAGCGGUUCAUCCGACUCUGAGGAGGAUGCUACCUUGGUCUCGUCCUCUCCCAUCCGAUCUCAAAAAGAUUUGCGGAUGAAGACACUUCCGUCCGUUCCCAAGGUCACUGUACCCAGGCAGUCCCAGAUCAAGGAGCAAGAGCCGGAGCAGCUCACUCUCAGCCCGGCGGUCUACAGGCCUGAGAGCCCUCAAAAGACGAGGGUGACCAGCCCUCAGGGUGUUGGCUUUAACACCCCUGCGCAACGAAAGAAGUCGCCGGUCAGAUGCACCAAGCAGAAUUGCCAAUGUUCCGCUGAACACGACAAGCGCAACUGGAUCUAAACUUGAUCCGCCAACUGUACCAACACUGGCGUUUAUCGCACGCGCUACAAAAAAACCCCCCCCAAAAAAACCCGUUAUAGACACUCGAC
Molecule: messenger RNA, 2559 nt
Organism: Colletotrichum phormii
Lineage: Eukaryota; Fungi; Ascomycota; Sordariomycetes; Glomerellales; Glomerellaceae
Exons: 4
Coding region: 470-2470 (666 amino acids)
Source: RefSeq, a predicted model, not a curated record